AAGAGAAAGAAAGUGAUAAAUGAAGGGUGCAGAAGAAGAAAAGAAAAGAAGGGUAGGUGAUUGAUGGAUAUGUAUGUUCAUGGAACGCAGAAGAAAUCUCGAAGUCCAAAGGCGAACACACGCUUAAACUGACCCUUCAGUUAUAGCGAACAUGUUCCUUCUCACCUUCCCAGCUAUAACCUCCCCCUGCUCCCGAACUAUAAAGCCUCCUCGUAAAAUGGAAACCCUUACCUUAACUGGUUUGUUAAAGAAAUCUGCUGCUGAAUUCCCAAAUAAUCGUGCCAUUCAUGUUUCUCGAAAACUCGAUCUGACUCAUUCUCAAUUACAACACCUCAUUGAUCAUGCCGCUUCUCUCCUUGUCGCUUCCGGUGUCUCUCCUGGCCAUGUCGUCGCUCUCACUUUUCCCAACACCGUUGAGUAUGUGAUAAUGUUCUUAGCCGUAAUUCGUUGCCGAGCCAUUGCCGCCCCGCUAAAUCCGGCCUACACAGCCGAGGAAUUCGAGUUUUACCUCUCCGACUCAGAAUCAAAGCUUCUCAUUACAUCACAAGAAGGCAUCCAAUCAGCUCAAACCUCUGCUUCUAAGCUAAAUAUCCCUCACGUAACCGCCACGCUCCAUAUAGAAACCAAAACAAUAUCCCUCUCAAACGCCAUAAAUCUUGAUGAUAACUCGGUAACUGAACUCAUUAACGAAUCAUCUGACGUGGCGCUCUUUCUUCACACGUCUGGCACCACAAGCCGCCCAAAAGGCGUGCCUUUGACUCAGCUUAACUUAGCUUCCUCUGUUUUAAACAUAAAGUCUGUAUAUAGACUCAGCGAGUCUGACGCAACAGUUUUAGUUUUACCUUUAUUUCAUGUUCAUGGCUUACUAGCUGGCUUACUCAGCUCUCUAGUCUCUGGAGCUGCUGUCACUCUUCCAGCCGCUGGAAGAUUCUCGGCUUCAACAUUUUGGUCAGACAUGAAUACAUGUAAAGCCACGUGGUACACAGCAGUCCCUACUAUUCAUCAAAUUAUACUUGACCGCCACGUUAGCAAUCCUGAGCCGGCUUACCCUAAGCUGAGGUUUAUCAGGAGCUGCAGCGCGUCUUUGGCACCGGCUAUAUUGGCUCGGCUUGAGGAGGCUUUUGGGGCCCCAGUUUUGGAGGCUUAUGCAAUGACCGAGGCUUCUCACUUAAUGGCUUCUAACCCGUUACCGGAAGACGGUGGACAUAAAGCCGGGUCGGUUGGGCGACCCGUCGGGCAAGAAAUGGCGGUUUUGGAUGAGAAUGGGGUUGUGCAACCGGUUGGUGUUAGUGGGGAGGUGUGUAUAAGAGGAGCAAAUGUGACUAAAGGGUAUAAGAAUAAUCCUGAAGCUAAUAAAUCAGCAUUUCAAUUCGGGUGGUUUCAUACUGGUGAUGUCGGUUUCUUUGACUCAGAUGGAUACUUGCAUUUAGUGGGUCGGAUUAAGGAGCUUAUUAACCGUGGAGGGGAGAAGAUAUCACCAAUUGAAGUUGAUGCAGUACUUCUAUCUCAUCCUGAUGUUGCUCAAGCAGUUGCAUUUGGGGUACCAGAUGACAAAUAUGGCGAAGAGAUAAACUGUGCCAUAAUUCCAAGGGAAGAUUCGGAUACUGACGAGGCUGAUGUUCUUCGUUACUGCAAGAAAAAUCUUGCUAGUUUCAAGGUUCCAAAGAAGGUUUUCAUCACUGAUUAUCUCCCAAAAACAGCUACUGGGAAAAUUCAGCGAAGGAUUGUGGCAGAGCAUUUUCUUUCUCAAAUCUCUACUGCCAAAGUUCCAAAAUUUGGAGCUUAAGCAGAUAUAGUUCAAUACUCAUCAUAGGCUCCUACGUUCUGGGUCAUUGGUUAUGCUUAUGACUAGACAGGAUUAGCUUUCUAUUUCCGAGUUGUAUUGCUUACUAUCCUCCUCAUGAGGGAUUUACUUAUAGGUACUACUUAAACAUUCAUUUGUGCAUAACAUAUACAUAUCAGCAACAAGAUUCUUUUUGGCUGACUAUUUGUCGAAUGCAGAUGUCAGUAAAGUUCUUGUAUUUAAAUGAUACCAAGUCAAAAUUAUACAAUGAAGUUUCUCUGUA
Molecule: messenger RNA, 2066 nt
Organism: Ricinus communis (castor bean)
Lineage: Eukaryota; Viridiplantae; Streptophyta; Magnoliopsida; Malpighiales; Euphorbiaceae
Product: probable CoA ligase CCL9
Exons: 5
Coding region: 152-1786 (544 amino acids)
Biological process (GO): fatty acid metabolic process
Molecular function (GO): medium-chain fatty acid-CoA ligase activity
Source: RefSeq, a predicted model, not a curated record